This is a messenger RNA of Oryzias melastigma (Indian medaka), 2060 nucleotides long. It is a transcript of the gene exd1, whose product is annotated as exonuclease 3'-5' domain containing 1. Gene Ontology annotation, biological process: nucleobase-containing compound metabolic process. Lineage: Eukaryota; Metazoa; Chordata; Actinopteri; Beloniformes; Adrianichthyidae. The transcript is spliced from 11 exons. Bases 184 to 1674 code for a protein of 496 amino acids. The record is from RefSeq and is a predicted model, not a curated record. Gene Ontology annotation, molecular function: 3'-5' exonuclease activity; nucleic acid binding.
AACCAUAAAUAAUUGUAUUUAAAUCUGACAUAGUUUGUGUAUGAAAAAGAUCGAACUAAAAUAACCGGAUUUCCUGAAACGCAACUCCAACAUUGAGGUCGCGCGCCACUGAAACUAGCUAGCUAGAUAGUCGGAUUUUCCACCACCGUGUUUGCAUAAAGUGUUUAAUUGUUUGGGCUAAAAAUGAUCGACGAGGCUGCUUCGUUUACGACUCGCCUCAAAGGAAAACGCGUCAAAUUAACGCUGAAGAACUCAACCUUUGUCGGGGUCAUACAACGAGUCAACGCGGACAAGACGCUCGUGCUAGCUGACGUUAGUACGAGCGAUGGAUGCAAAAUUCCUGGAUCCAAAUUAUUCUUUGGUCGUAAUGUUCUUAAUGUUGAAUUCCUCAGUCAAGAAGGCAGCCAGGUUGGCAAUUCCAACCAAGACCAACCCGGUGACAAGUUAGACAUUAAGGUGUUUCAGCCUUACAGAAACCCAAUCAAUUUCCAUGAUGAUGAUGAAGAGGAAGUGGGCAGCAUUAGCUUUGCUGUCAUUGACGAGUUUCAUGGGAAGUUUGGACCUGCUGUGUCUCACAUCAAAAGGCAGAGUGUGAUUGGUGUGGGUGCUGAAGGAGUUGACAAUUCAAGGAAUGAAAGGUUGUGUUGGCUGCAGAUUGCCACCACAAACAAAGUAUAUCUGUUUGACAUCCUGUUGCUGGGAACACAGGCUUUUAGGAAUGGCCUGUCUUUUAUUCUGGAAAGUAAGCACAUCCUAAAGGUCAUUCAUGAUUGCAGAGCCAUAGCUGGAUGUUUGAUGGCUCAGUUUGGCGUAAAGCUAAUGAAUGUUUUUGAUACUCAGGUGGCAGAUGUCAUGUGCUUCCACUCAGAGACGGGAGGCUUCCUUCCUGACAGAAUUAGCUCUCUGCAGGAGGUGGUAAGUCUGCAUUUGAAGGUGCCGUCCUCCAGACUCUCGUCUCUCCAGGUGAAGUCCCAGUUUACAAAGACGGACAUGAAGGUCUGGUACGAUCGGCCCUGUCCCGUGUCCCUCCUUAAGGUGAUGGUGGUGUCGGUGAUCCACCUGCAGCCGCUCAGGCUGAUGCUGCUGGAUACAUUUAUGAGCGAUUACAUGACUCUGGUGGAUUCCUACCUGAACAGCAGCUACUAUGAAAUCGGCAGACCAGAGCAAGAAGGGGUGCAGGAAUUACCCCCAGAAAUCAAACAGUGGGAUGAAAUGCGUCUAAAGCGCCGGGAGUGGGCAACAGGGCGCUACCCCGUCACCGAGCAGGGCUUGCUGGUUCGCUUCAGCCCGCUGCCUCAGCCGUCGUCGCCCGUGACCUCGCCUUCCUCACAGGAACGCAGGACGCAGACGGGACGCCCUUUGAGCGUUCCUUCUGCGGACACGUCUAUAAAUCCAUCAGCGCAGCCGGCAAGUGCAGGAUCACGCCUCACGCAAGAAACGUCUGGCGAUUGUUCUCCGCCUGCAGGUGUCAAAGGAUGCAGACAGGAUCAGCUGAUUACGAAAGGAAGAGGAAGGCCAUUUCCAAAAGAGUCAUCUGUCCCAGUUCUACCCUCCAUAGGAAGAGGGUUUCUCCUCGACGUGCUUCAGACUCCGAGAGGGAGCACCAAAGAUGGCAAAGCCCCACAUCAGCCUGGUUCGACUCCCACGGGGAUAAAGAAAAAUUCCCAAGCCUGACUGUUUGGAUAAUUAGCUGUUAAGUGAUGUUUCUGGUCUGAGAUGUUUUUCACAAACUCCUCAGUCCUUGUUCCAAGUUGUCAUAGUUUCAAACAAACGUUAUAAGGCCAAAAGGACAUUCUUUUUGAAACUGUGUUGUAAUAUCAAAGUGACCACUAGAUGGCAGUAAGUAUUCUCUUUCAUUUUAAAAAGUUUCAAAGCUAAAAUUCAAAAGGAAAAAUACAAAUGGAAAGAUGUUUUCCAUUAAAAUAUAAUUUUUUAUUUAUUUUUGUUAUAUAGUGUGUUACUUGAUUUAAACAAGUAUUUUUGUUUGGAAUGUACUACAAAGUCAGUUUUAUUUUGAAAAUGGUGAACUGUGGUAUUCAACUUUUACCUUUUUAAAUUAA